Messenger RNA from Pipistrellus kuhlii (Kuhl's pipistrelle), 4160 nucleotides. RefSeq names its product unk zinc finger (gene UNK). The record is from RefSeq and is a predicted model, not a curated record. NCBI's taxonomy places the organism in Eukaryota, Metazoa, Chordata, Mammalia, Chiroptera, Vespertilionidae. Gene Ontology annotation, biological process: cell morphogenesis involved in neuron differentiation. Bases 527 to 2920 code for a protein of 797 amino acids. The transcript is spliced from 17 exons. Gene Ontology annotation, molecular function: metal ion binding; mRNA CDS binding.
GCGCAGGGAGAGCGCGAGGCGGCCUCUCCCUCCCCCCUUCCUCCUCCUCCGGCCCGGCUCAGACCGGUUCCAACCUGCUUGGGCCGGUCCCAACUGCCUCCAACUGCCGCCGAGCUCCGGCCGGGCCGCGGGCGGGAAACUGGUCCCCGCCGCCGAGUGGGGCAGGCGGGAGCUCGCGGUGCGGAGCGCGCACACCGCAGGCCCGGCCUUCGAGGCCUCGCUGCUCCUCAGCCCGUAAACCACAGCGCCCGGCGCUGGCGGGGCGAUAAGCAGCGCGGGACACGACCAGGAGGCCGUCCUUAGGGGCCGGCCCGGCCCGGCCGCCGCCUGCGCGUGACGCUAUGUUAGAUACUAAAGAAGGCUUCCCCACAAUCCAUAUGCAUCUGCUUUGACUGGUGGUUUCUGUCAACCUACAAAGACUGACUUAUUGGUGAGGGCAGCUGGACACCUCUGAGAGCAACUUAGAGAAAUCCAUCUUGGGCAUACUCUGUAAAGGAGCUCCUCUCUGGAAAUAGCACCCCAGAUAAUGCACAAAAGCAAGACACCCUCGUGGACCUCCUUCCUCCCGCUUUCAACACCCGCUGCCUGCAGGUACCUGAAGGAGUUCCGCACAGAGCAGUGCCCGCUCUUCGUGCAGCACAAAUGCACGCAGCACCGGCCCUACACCUGCUUCCACUGGCACUUCGUGAACCAGCGCCGGCGCCGCUCCAUCCGCCGCCGGGACGGCACGUUCAACUACAGCCCCGACGUCUACUGCACCAAGUACGACGAGGCCACGGGCCUCUGCCCGGAGGGCGACGAAUGUCCAUUCCUGCACAGGACCACCGGGGACACCGAGCGCAGGUACCACCUGCGCUACUACAAGACUGGAAUCUGCAUCCACGAGACGGACUCAAAAGGCAACUGCACCAAGAACGGCCUGCACUGCGCGUUCGCCCAUGGGCCCCAUGACCUCCGCUCCCCGGUCUAUGACAUCAGGGAGCUCCAGGCCAUGGAGGCCUUGCAGAACGGCCAGGCCCCUGUGGAGGGCAGCCUGGAGGGUCAGUCCGCUGGGGCUGCAAGCCACACCAUGAUAGAGAAGAUCCUCGGCGAGGAGCCGCGGUGGCAAGAGACCGCGUACGUGCUGGGGAACUACAAGACGGAGCCGUGCAAGAAGCCCCCGCGGCUGUGCCGCCAGGGCUACGCCUGCCCCUACUACCACAACAGCAAGGACCGGCGGCGGGGCCCCCGCAAGCACAAGUACAGGUCGUCUCCAUGUCCAAACGUGAAGCAUGGGGAUGAGUGGGGAGACCCGGGCAAGUGCGAGAACGGAGACGCCUGCCAGUACUGCCACACCCGCACGGAGCAGCAGUUCCACCCCGAGAUCUACAAGUCCACCAAGUGCAACGACAUGCAGCAGGCGGGCAGCUGUCCUCGAGGACCCUUCUGCGCCUUCGCCCACGUAGAACAGCCGCCCCUCAGCGACGAGCUGCAGACUUCCUCCGCCGUGUCCAGCCCCGCGCAGCCGGGUCCCGUCCUGUACAUGCCGUCUGCUGCCGGAGACUCGGUGCCCGUGAGCCCCUCCAGCCCACACGCCCCUGACCUCAGCUCCCUCCUCUGUAGAAACAGCAGCCUGGGCAGCCCGUCCAACCUCUGCGGCUCCCCACCGGGCGCCGUGAGGAAGCCCCCGAACCUGGAGGGCAUCGUCUUCCCCGGGGAGCCUGGCCUGGCGCCCGGCAGCUACAAGAAGGCUCCUGGCUUUGAGAGGGAAGACCAGGUGGGAGCCGAGUUCCUGAAAAAUUUUAAAUGCCAGGCCAAGUUAAAAGCCCACUCCCUAGAGCCCAGGAGUCAAGAGCAGCCUCUGCUUCAGCCCAAACAGGACAUGCUGGGCAUCCUCCCCGUGGGCAGCCCCCUGACCUCAAGCAUCUCUUCUAGCAUCACCUCCAGCCUGGCAGCUACUCCCCCCAGCCCCGCGGGCGCCAGCAGCAUCCCUGGCAUGAAUGCAAACGCUCUGCCCUUCUACCCCACCAGUGACACGGUAGAGUCGGUCAUAGAGUCUGCUCUGGACGACCUGGACCUCAACGAGUUCGGGGUGGCCGCCCUGGAGAAGACUUUCGAUAGCGGCGCCGUGCCCCACCCGGGCAGCGUCACCAUCGGCGGCAGCUUGCUGCAGAGCUCUGCGCCCGUGAACAUCCCCGGCUCCCUGGGCAGCUCCGCCUCCUUCCACUCAGCUUCCCCGUCGCCUCCCGUGAGCCUCUCCUCGCAUUUCCUGCCGCAGCCCCAGGGCCACCUGAGCCAGUCAGAAAACACGUUUCUGGGGACCUCAGCUCCACACGGCUCUCUGGGUCUGAAUGGCAUGAACAGCAACAUCUGGGAGCACUUUGCCUCUGGAAGCUUCUCCCCAGGCACAUCCCCUGCCUUCCUGUCAGGACCGGGGGCCGCUGAGCUGGCCCGGCUUCGGCAGGAGCUGGAGGAAGCGAACGGCACCAUCAAGCAGUGGGAGGAGUCCUGGAAGCAGGCCAAGCAGGCUUGCGAUGCCUGGAAGAAGGAGGCGGAGGAGGCCGGUGAGCGGGCCAGCGCGGCAGGCGCCGAGUGUGAGUUGGCCCGGGAGCAGCGGGACGCGUUGGAGGUGCAGGUGCAGAAGCUGCGGGAGGAGCUAGAGCGGCUGCACUCGGGGCCCGACCCGCAGGCCCUGCCCGCCUUCUCCGACCUGGAGGCCCUCUCGCUCUCCACCCUCUACUCCCUCCAGAAGCAGCUGCGGGCCCGCCUAGAGCAAGUGGACAAGGCCGUGUUCCACAUGCAGUCGGUGAAAUGCCUUAAGUGUCAGGAGCAGAACCGAGCAGUGCUGCCGUGCCAACACGCCGUGCUGUGCGAGCUGUGUGCCGAGGGCAGCGAGUGCCCCGUCUGCCAGCCAGGCCGGGCCCAUGCCCUCCAGUCGUGACGCUGCAGGCCCGGCCCCGGCCUGGCUCACAUCUUCCCACCUAGGACUUUUUAAAGUAUAUAUAUAUAUAUAUGUAUGUAUGUAUGUAUGUAUGUAUAUGUAUAUGAUUAUGUAUAUGUAUACAUCUCCGUGCGUGUGCAGGUAUGCGUGGGCGACCAGUGUGACAGUGUCUGUGUGUAUAUCUGUGUGUAGAUAUAGACACACACUUUAAACAGACUUACCAAGCACUUUUUAAAGAAGAAACUAUUUUGCAGUCCUCCCCUGCCCGCUCCCCCCUUCCCCUCCCUCUGCUCCCACCGCCUGCGGCAGGGAGUCAGAGCCCCUUCCUGUCUCUUUUAUAUGUAGGACUAACUAUUUUUAACUUCUGGGGCCUGAGCAGGGAGGUGGAAGCUGGAAGGGGCGCAGGGGAGAGGGAGGCCUCAGGGCAGGCCCUGUUCCCCCUUCUAGGCCAGGGCCAGGGGCUCGGAGGCCCGGGCAGACCUGCUUCCGGCUGCGGGCCUGAGGGAGUGCUGGGGUCCAGGCAGCCUGGCUGCUGGUUUACCAGAUGCAAAUAGUUCGGGGCUGGCAGGGCCAAGUAGCCCUGCGCCCAACCCCAGGCCCUUGAAGCCCACGAGGGUCAAGGCCCGGGAGUUGGACCCCUCAGGUUCCUGAGGCAGGUCUGCCUCAGCCCUCUCCGGUUCCCAGAGCAGCCUACCUGGCCCCAUGGCCACCUACCAGGCUGGCACUGCCCCCCCCCCCCCCGUCACCCCCUGCUGCCUUCAGCUGUCCCCCUUCCUGGCACUGCCUGGCCCACACCCUCCGCCCUCUCCCUCCGACAGCUAGCAGGGCCAUUGGGAGGAGCUGCGGACUGGACCAGGGGCCCAGGCCCCGCCCUCCCUCCGCCAGGAGGGGCUCCGAUGCAUUCCUUGGUGCUCUCCGAGUGCAGCUGACGUCCUGCCACUCGGCAGGACGCCCGUGUGCAUGUGUGUGCGUGCCUGUCCGUGUAUAGUGUGUCUUAGCUCCAUUUUAAAUUGCUCUGUACAGACAGACGCGGCGGGGCGGGGCGGGGCGGGGGCGGACGGCAGCCGCCCGCUGCCUGCGCUGGGUGCCGGGUGGGAGCGAGGGCGCCGCGAGGCCCUGGCCCCACCCCCCUGUGCUCAGCACCAAAGGGCUUUCAAUGAAUUAAGUGAAAACUUUCUUUUUUACAAAAAAUGCAAAAAUCAACAAAGCUCCAAACCUUUGGAAAUAAAAUAUGAACUUG